Cuculus canorus (common cuckoo) is the source of this 15623-nucleotide messenger RNA. RefSeq names its product laccase domain containing 1 (gene LACC1). The transcript is spliced from 6 exons. Gene Ontology annotation, molecular function: copper ion binding. Bases 2393 to 3709 code for a protein of 438 amino acids. The record is from RefSeq and is a predicted model, not a curated record. NCBI's taxonomy places the organism in Eukaryota, Metazoa, Chordata, Aves, Cuculiformes, Cuculidae.
AAAUUGCUGUUUUAAACUUUGUUUACGAAAACUGCAUGUACUUCAAUACUUUGAUUUUAAGUGCUAAUUUAUGUUUCUUCAACCUCACUUAAAUAUCCUUACUUUGAGCAGCAGGAUGUUUUAUUUUAAUCCAGUUUAAGAGGGUUAUAUGUAUUUCUUUCCCCCUCCAUUUUUUGCAUUUGCUGUUGUUGAAAUUUUAUUACAAAGGUGGUCUUAAUCCUGUUCAUUUGAGCUUCUUUAAUCGCCUCUUUUCCUUUUCUAGGCAUCUCUCUCUAGCAGAUGUUAAGUAUUUCUUAUCUUGUUAAUUUUCCCCAAACGAUGUCAAUUCUCUGAGUUUCUGUAAGAAGAUAAGGUGACCAGUAGGAUUCAAAGGUGCAUGAAAUUGCCAUCACUCUUGUCUUGACCAACAGUGCACUUUUAGAAUUAGAUUUAUUUUUGGAUCUUUUUUCCACCCUGAGCUGUCUCUUCUCUGCAGCAUGGUUUUAUUUCCUUCAUGGUUUCUUUUCUGCAUUCACUUUGCCUUUCUCCUUGUCUCUCAUUACCCUCCUCACCUCUCCUCUCUCAUUAUCUAUCAUUUUCUUUGAUUUUCUUUUUCUUGAUGUCUGUGCAAGAGAAUCUUUUCACCCUGCAAAUGUUUGUAAUAACAGUUUCAGAGAGUGAGUGAAACAGCUAAUGGGUGGCCUUGGCUUCAAGUUUGUGCAAGUAUUUGUCUUACGUUGUGUACUGAAGUGAGAAACUCCUUAAUAAAUACACCUAAUCGCGGCUGAUGCAGUGAUGUGAAGUGAAACUUUCCAUGGAACACUGGGUCUGAAUAACCAUGAAUGCAUUUUUCAUAAGCUAAAACAUUAUUGUGCUUUGCAAGCCUGUAGUUUUAGAAGGGUUUUGUUUGAGGGACUCAGAAAUCAGUCAAAAAAAAUACUGUGACUGCAAGCAAAUUUACUUCUGACACCGUUGACCUCUGUAGGAUUCUGUGAUGCAAAACUGGAAGGAGGCAAGGGUGAAUCAGCCUCAUUGUUUCUUUGUGUACAAUCCAAUAAUUGCCCCUGUGGAUUCUUUGCAAUACACACGCAACUUAAUAUCAAUCUAGGCAAUUACCUCUCCCUCUGCAAACACUUUCUUUCUUUGGUGGUAUUUUUCUGGGGAAGUACAGGACAGCAGUGAAUGGUACUUACCUACCACUAUUGAGAUACUUGAAAUGGAGCCAUAUAUGUUUUUUUCUGUUACACCCUCUGUUGUACUGUCUUUGCUGGGGCUAUAAACUAUACCUAGAUUGGAAUCAUGCCGUGUUCUUAUAGACCUCCCACAGAGAGCAUCAGGGUAGGGAAGGAAACACUCUGAUUCCCCAAGUCAUGAUCUUUGAUAGCAGUUUGUUUCGACACUGCUUUUUUAGCAAGCUGUUUUCUCUGUUAUCAGCUGUGUGUAAAUAAUAUUCUGAGCAAAAUCAAGAGUCAUAAAUCCCUUGGCAGAUGCUUUUGUCUACUGUCACAAUUUGAUACUUUUAGUUCACUCAUUUUGAUAGUAGCUAAUUAAUCUUUGUAAGCAUUCAACUCACAGAAAAGAAAACAUCAUUUUCAGUCAGGAUCAUUUUUCUUCCAGUCUAGAGGAAAGAUCAACGAAGAAAAUACAGAAUAGUUUCUAUAAAACCUACUCUGAAUAAAUGAUACAUUAAACCCAGAAAGGUCUUUGACGUCUCAUGUUAGUGUAGAAACUCUGCAAAUCCAUAGUCAAUUAUAAAAUGCUGCAAAGGACACAAAGCCUGCUAUAGUUAUAGGCCUCAAGUACACGUAGAAGCAGGAUUUUUGCUGGAUAAUGAAGUGCUGUGAAGCCAGAACAUGCAUGUAGUUACAGAAGAGGAGGACUUACGGCAAGAAAACUGCCAGGCAUUUUCUGAUAUAGCUCUGGUAGCAGAGCAUUCAUUUCAAGUACUUAAAAGAUUGUCAAGGCAUUUGUAGAAACGGUGGUGUUAAGCAAUACUCCAGUACUCUAAAUGAUUAUGAGGUCUUACAGCUGGUGAUAAACCUGCAUGUAUUCCUCCCAGAUCAAGCAUGGUGCAUAGUCAUGAAAUCUGAAUAGCCAUCUGUUCAAGGUUUCCAAGGCCAAGGGAUCUAGUCAUUUAUUCCAGACCUCUGGAGGAUUGCACUGGAAACUGAAAAAUUAUCAGAGACUUGAGAAAAGAAAAUAAGACACUUUGGAGAGAAUAUGUAAGGUAGGUUCUCAAAGCAACAGAGAGAGGAAGAGGUGGAUGGGCAAGUAGGCAGCCUACCUGGGCUUGGAUCAACAAAGUCCACAAAAGGGAAAAAACAGCAACCAUCAAAACUGGAAUUUCACCAUUGGCCACAAGGCAAGCCAUGAACUAGGGAGUGGUUUAACGACUCUACAAAUAUCCUGGAAUAUGGUGGAAGCAGUACUGCUAGAUCUAUUCAGCCUACCAGCUAACUCGCAGACCAACAUCCAAGGAUUACUAUGUAACACAGUGGAAACUAUUGAGAAAUGCUCUUCCAUCCCUGCUCCAUUUGUUUAUGUCAUGUUUUGCCAGAGGCAAGGGGAUGAAAGGAACAGUGAACAAGAGUCCUCGCUUCCAGAUCUGAGAGUAUUUCAAAGUCUGAAGAAAAGACUGGAGGUGGUACAUGCUUCGACUGCAGCUGCUGCUCUGUAUACAAUCAAACAAAGACUGGAUGAAAAAGAUCUAAGUGUUAUUAAAGUUAUUCUUCCUACCUUAAGAAAAGACUUAAUGAAAGUAUAUAUAGACCAUCUCUUUACACCAGUCUACCAGUUUGAAUUUGAGGAUUUGCAAGUGGCAUCUGAUUGUAAAAACCUACAGAUAGCUGAACCUCAGAGUGAAGAGCAACCAUCUUCUACACUGGAUGUGGCACUCAUUCGAAGUGAGAUUCAGAGGUACUUGGAAAGCCUGCCGAGCCUGAAAGGGGAGCUCACCAUCCUCAGAUCCUCCCUGAUCCCAGGUGAUAUCUUCCUACAUGGCUUCACCACAAGGACUGGUGGGAUCUCCUACAUACCUACUCUAAGCUCCUGCAAUCUCUUCAGCAGUUCCAAGCGGAGGGACCCACAAGUUGUUGUUAAAGAGAAUCUCCGCCGGCUGGCUAAUGCUGCAGGAUUUAACCCAGAAACUUUUCGCAGAGUCAAGAUUGAUCAUGGUAAUGCUGUGUGCAUUAUGGGAAAGACAGAGCCUGACAGCUAUGAUGGGAUAGUUACGGAUCAGAAAGGUGUUACAAUAGCAGCUCCAGGGGCUGAUUGCAUACCCGUGCUGUUUGCAGAUCCUGUCAGAAAAGCCUGCGGUGCUGCUCAUUCUGGAUGGAAAGGCACAUUGUUAGGAGUUUCUAUGGCCACAGUAAAUGCUAUGGUAUCUGAAUAUAGCUGUAAUGUGAAAGACAUCCUCGUGGUGCUGGGCCCAUCUGUAGGACCUUGCUGCUAUAAACUUCCUCACGAAUCAGCUAAAGAGUUUCACAGAAUUGAUCCAAAGUGUGUGAGACUAUUUGACUCUGCAAGACCUUACAUUGAUAUUAGGAGAGCAACACGGGUUCUUCUUGAGAGCGGUGGGAUUCUUCCUGAAAAUAUCCAAGAUGAUUCUGUCACAGACCAGAACCAAAACAUCACUUUCUGUACUGCAUGCCACCCUGAUAAAUUUUACUCUCACUUUCGUGAUGGCACUAACUUCGGGACACAGAUUGGCUUCAUAUCACUCAAAGAAUGAAAGUAUCUCUUACUGUCAAAUAGUAUUUAGACGAUCAGUCUGGUGCAUUGCCUGUCAUCCUGCUCUCCUUGUAGUUCUUCCUUUCUUUCACAGACCAUAGGGAACUCAUGGGUCUCAUGAUUCUCCUGUUUCUUUCCUUCCCUGCUAUUCUGAGGCAAGAAAAAAUGUCUAGGCUGUAGAGCCAGUAAUUCUUGUGUGAGACAACGUGCAAAGGAAACAAGAGAGUGAAUUUAGCCUCACUUAAUUUUACUGACCAGUAGAAGACUUAUCUGUCUUACUAAGCAAAUUCUAAGUGUGCGCUCUUUUCAUUUGGCUGUAAAAAAAUUGCUUCUAGGUGUCACAAUAGAUGUGAUAGUUCCUGGUGCAUAGACAGUGGGAGCUUCCUAAUAAUAAAACUACGCGGUCUGUAGCUUGCAGAGCUGCCAAGCCUCGGGACAACUGUCCGCAUGACGUAUUUUAUAUUUUGAAUUCAACGGUCUUUACCAGUUCAAGAUUUCUACUUCCACUAGAGGUCAGUGCUCGCUCACGCUGAAUUUCAUCCCUGUCUGCAGUCUACGUACGGUUUUUCAAACGAUGCAUUUUGCUAAGCACUGUAUGGCACACACUGCUACUUUUGCAGAUAUAAUCAUGUGCCAAGUUAUUCCGGUGUCUGUACUUGAAAAGCAAUUUAUUUUUCAUUUUGCUGAGCUGUCAUUCAGAGCUGACCAACUUAGAACUUUGUCCUUUGAGAGAAGAGACAUUUUAAAAACCUUUCUUCAACCUCUGAAUAGUGUUUCUCAGAGAAGAGCCUGGUUCUGAAAAUAUUAGCCUCUGACUGCAAUCAUCUACCAAUAAAAUACUUCUCUGAAAUGUCCUACUUCUUCUUUAGAAAUAUUGUUCCUCUUCAGCUGUAGCACUGCAGUCCUUGACAAGAAAAACACUUACAUUUUCAGUCACCUUUUACAAACCUCACCACUGCUUUCAUCGGUUUUGGUUCCUUUUGUAAUUCCACUGUGGUGAUUUCCUAGCUGGAUUCAAACUGGAGGUUUAGGUUCCAACAGAGGCAGCACUCACACUCCUCAAGCUACUGCUGCCACGCAUGUUACUGCACAGUAGCUGAUGGUGUGUAUCAUAUGUGUAUGUAUUACAGAGUUAUUUCAAACAUAGGAUAAUAUAAUUACGUGAACAGUGACAGGCUUAUCUUGCUGCACUAUGUGAAAAACCCAGCAUCCCACCUUCACCUUUUAGUUCUGUUGCUUUUCCCUGAUAUCAUGAGAACUGCUUUGUGGGCCUUGACUAACAUGGCAGUGAAGUGAGUAAGGUAUCUUUUUCCUUCUGCUGCUUAGGCUGUGGGGGCAGUAGCACCACGUAGUCUUCAGUGUCUGCACCUGAAACUCAGCCAAAGCUUGUCUGUCAGUGCCCUUCGCUUAACUCUCUUCCCUUGUGGAUUAGGAGUGUGCUGUCAAAAGCAGCUGAGUCACUCGGUUUUGCAAGGUACUGCUUGACAACUGAAGGACCAUAGAUGCCAACGUGCUCAGUUAGCCCAGCUCACCUCAAAGAUGGUUUUAAAUGAGCACAUUUCACUUUGCAGUAAAUAAAAAGACUUUGUAGUAAGUAAAAAGACCUUGCAGCCAUGCUACUCAGCACAGUUCAAAUGCUCAACGGCAUAUUAAGUCGCAGUAACAUGAUACUGAUAGUAACCCCUGGCUUGCUCAUACCUGCUCAAAAAUGACAGCAGAGACUUCCUUCCUGAUUUGAAAAACACUGUUUACAGGUCAUGGUAGGUCUGUGCAAGCUGGAGAGCAUGUCAGAAUGAGCAGAAACACCAAAGGCUUUACGUUUUAGAAGAUAAACCAUUGCCACAAUCAUUUUUAGUUUCUUUUACACUGAACUACCUAGUCUGUAAACAUGUCAAGACAGGAAGCAUCCUUUUGUACAUGGAUUACUGAGGUGGAGAACUCUGCAACCAAUAAUAAAAUAAUAAUAAUGCUGAGUUCACAAACAGAUUAGGCUCUGUAUCAUACAGAGUUUCUUUUGAAAGUCCAUGCCACAAAAACAUUUUAAUUCUUCUAUUUAAGGAGAAAAAAAAAAAGUUUAGAGUAAGGAAAUGUAAAAAAGGAGGCAAAGCUGGUUUGCAUCUUUAUGCAGAAAUUAUUUAUUUGCUGUUCAUCCCAGUUGCUCCCUUAAGUGGCCAAGCAGAUCAACCCUGAUUCACCACCUCUAUGAAAACUCUUAAAAUGCUUCACAAAGUGUUCAGCUGUACCCGGUGAUCAGACCCCAUUUACUUAAUUUGCCUACUAAUUUAUAAGCUGCAUCUGCCUUAUUAUUGUCAUCAAAUAACAUUAAUUAUGAUUGUGGUAUGCCCUGAGGAGAGCACAAGACAUGAUCGUAUUUAAUAUUGGUUUUCAUAGCUGUUCCUGUGCAAUAAACAUUUGUUGCUAUUGUAAAUUCUAAAUACGGGCCUCUUCAUUUGCAUUUAUGUCCUGGAAUGGAGUGCAUCAAAAUAAUGCCUGAGAAAGGCUUAUGCGGUAUUCCAGUAAAUCAGGGAAGCUCCAAUACAAACUUCUGGUGCCACUGCUUGGAGAAAGAGUGUGCGACUUCAGAGGCAGAGAUCAAAGCCUGAAAUAAUUGGUGAAGUAUUUACCCAAACUGGGAUUUAUUGCCACUGGUAUGGCAAAGGUAAAAAAUAUUAUAAGAGGAUUAAAUUAAAAAUAUCUUUAAUUAAUUUGUAGUCACCAUUGUUGACUGCUAGUCUCUUUCUACUGAUGACUGUGGGACAAGAUGGAGGCUAGACAGUUGCUUGAUCUGAGUUCAGUAUUUGAUGGCUGUGUUUGUGAGUGGCAGCAAAUUCAGAAGCCAUGGGACUGGACCUUAAGCAAAAGACUUGGUAACACCUCAACUCACAGAAAGUAUAUAAUUCCUCCAAAAGUACAAGCACAGGAAAAUAUCUCCUUUCUCCACUAGUAACACAGUUUGCAAAGUGGUCAUCGUGCCUCUAGUCUCAUUUUCCUCAUUCUUAUCUCUUGUGUAUUGCUGUCCUUGUGUCCAACACUGCUCACAAUCACCUUACAGGGCUUGUGAAUCCAGUCUCAGUGUGUUGGAGUAAAUAGAUGUCAUUCUGUGCAUAGCAGUGCCAGUGUUGAUUUCUUUUGUCUGGGUGUGCUUUUUUUUCUUUUAGCAACAGUAUAAAAAAUUUUGGCCACAGUACAGGGUCUUUAUCAGUAUCCUCCAACCUAUUACCAUGUUGCAGGUUUCCAAAAGGGCUCCCAAUUACCUCCCAACUCGGCAAAGAAGUCAAUAUUCCUAGAUUCCCUCACUGCUGUCCUCAUUUCCACUCCAUGCUCAGUUUGCUGCUGGGUAAUGCAGAGAGGGAGAUGAGCAGCACUCAUUUGUCCUGAGGCUCAGGGGGGUACAUAUGUGCGCUUGCCUUGAUGUCAUGCAUGCGAGGCUUUUGUUUCCUCAGUACCAAUGUCCUCCCUGAACUACAGCCUCCUAUUCAACAAUAUAACAGGACAGUGCACUGACAGGGAGCAGUAAAUCCUAUUUGAGACAGAGGAAAUAAUGUAUUGACCUGCUGAGGGAUUUACUUGCCUCCAAAGACUGACAGCAGGCUCUGCCUGUAAGGCUGACUUGUUCUACUUUCCAUUUCCAGCAGACACUAUCCAGUGUUUCCAGAUGAAUGAUUCAGCUAGAAAUGUACAUGGAUUUAAGAACUAUCCUAAUUGGAUGUAUUCUUACAUCAGGGAUAUUACUAAUUUUUAUCCAGUGUCACACCUUUUUAUAAGACUAAGAGAUUUUGCUGCUCUGCUUGCUUUAAAUAUACAAUGCCUGUGGCUGUGCUGCUAAAAAGCAUGAUUACAUAUUUCCCAAAGGCAUGCCGCGAAAUAGGAAGCUAGAUUUUUAAUGUGAUCCCUCUGAUCUUUCAUUAGUAAGCAUUUAAUUUACAGUAGCAUCUCACAUUACAAAUACUUAGCUAGCUGUCUUUGUGAGCUCUCAGGGGUCAAAGGAGGCCCACAGAAGAAUUUUGGGAGUGCAGUCCCCAGAGGACAGCGGGGUUGAGGUCUCUCUUCCCCUUCUGCGAAUGUGGCAUUGUGUCUCCAGGGCAACCUGAACUCUGACAGUCAUGGGAACAAGGACACAGCAUGGAUUUCCAUUUGAUUCCUGCAACAGAAAAGAGAUCUGAGACAAAAAUCAAUAUGUCACUAAACUACAAGAGUUCAUUUUCACAAUUAAUUUUACCAAAGGGAUUAUUCACUCUCUUUUUGUGCAAAUGUAUUUCACAACUACUAACUGCUCUAUUUGCUUUUCUGUUGUUGUCUCUUCUACAUGUAGCAAAGACCUAGACAUCUGAAAUAAAUAGGUUGUAAAAACUGCAUUUGGGCUGUACCUAACAUAAAACUGAACAAGCAUUUUAUAAAGGAGGCUGACAGCAAUGUUUACAUUUCAGGAUGUAUGAUUUCACUCUUUCUCAUGUGGUGCAAUAUUUCUAGGCAGAGAUUCAUAGUUUUGGUCAGAUGUUUCAGUUCAAAGUGAUUUUAUCAAUGAUAACUAUAGAAAGCCCUGCCUAUCUGAAGUAAAUAUCUUAACAUUUCUCUCUGAAGCGCUGAACUCUAUCCUAAAGGAACAGUCAAGCGUAUGUUUCUGCUAAAGGAAAACAUUACUGCUCUACUUUGCUUUUCUUUGUUUGAAAGCUGUGGACUUGUUUUUCCUGCACAAGAAUGAACCACUAAAACUCAGUUGUGAAAACAAACCCUCUUGGUUGGUUUUAAUAGCUGCUUUUAGUAAGUGCUUCAUAAAAUUAUUGUUAAAUAAAAGAAGGUUAUGCAGACAAUUUUAUACUGACUCUCUGCUUUCUUCUCUAUAUCAUCCUCUUCUCUAUAUUAUCCUCAUAAAAAGCUUUCGGAACAUGAUAGGUGAGAAGAGUGAGAAGCGUGUCAAAGAGGCUACUUUAGGCUUCCGGAUGUUCUUUGCUAUAUUUGAUGCUUAGAUCUUCCUCAGUUUCCUCAAUCAUCCUGUAACUUUAAUCCUCAAGUUCUCCCAUCACUGAAGCAUCUUGGCUCACAUAUCUGCAUGUUAGAAGUGGCAGAAACACUGAUGUAGACUUGAUAGUGACGUUUACAUUGCAGCAUUUCUUCAGCCUAUCUAGUGCUGGCAUAAAUGACAUUGAGAUAAAAAUAUUAUGCCACAAUGAUUAGAUAUUUUGAGAAAAAUCUCCUGAGCAACCCUGCAUUUACUUGAGAUUUUAGAGGCUGUAAAUCAGCAGCAAUUUUUUUUCCUUUUCAAAAGACUGGGAUAGCUAAAGAUAACUUUGCACACUCUCCUUAUCUAGCAUGUUUUCAUCAGAACAACAUGGUUUGUGUUUUAGAGUCUUGUGCAGUGUACAAUUAUAUUGCCUUGUUUCCUUUAAGAAUAGCUUCUUAACAAGAGAAUGACAGCAUAUAUAUUGGCCAGGAAGAGCAAAAUUCAGCUGACUUCUCUUCAUUAGUUUGUAUGGCUAUUUAACAUAAAAGUCUUCUGUCAGAAAAUGCAGGCACUGCAAAAUCGAGAAAUCAGGGGGCUCAAGCUAAAGUGCUCUUGUAUGAGAAAGGGUGAAGAAUCAGACAAAGCUAAUGUCUAGUUUCAACAUCUUCAGGAUGACAUGUUUCGACAUCUUCAGGAUGACAUGUUUCAAUCCAUAUUUUGGAACAAGCUUUCAUUUCCUGUUUUGAAUAUUAAGAGCAAUCUGAAAUAAACCAUUUCAAACUGAUAAAGUGCCAUUGCAAACUAAAACAAAUACUGAAUAUUAAAUUCAUGCAGAAAAGAGAGAGCUUGUCUUCCACAGAGCUCAUCUUACUAUUUAUGUAUAUCUAUCUGCAUGAGCCAAUCCUCUUAUUUUUUUCAGUAAAUAUUUCCUUUCUAGAUUGUAGAUAAUUUAUGUUUUCCUUAGUAAAUGUUUAGCUAAGUUUUACAUGCAAUAUUUAACUCCAUUAAUCUUUCCUAAGAUGAUCCUUCCAGCUCUUAAUUCUCUAAGUUCUGCCCUGUUAAUGUCAAUUAGCUGAUAAUCACUUUUCACUUACAUGCUUUUUAGAAGGAGCAUGACAUUUGAACUUUGUAGAGGCACUGUUUUUUUCUGCUUGCAAAGUUGUGCUUCUCAAUACAAAGAAAGCUUGAGGCAUCCUCAAUUGAAUAACUUUGGUUUUGUUUCCCUGGUCCCUUCUUUUUCAAAAGGGUCAUGGUCUAUUGUACUUCAAUUAGGAUGUAUUUUAGGCUUCCUAGCUAUAACUCAUAAUUCAUCUCAUUGUUCCAGAGGCAAAUCAAAGAGGCUCAAAUCAGCAAGUGAAAAAUAGUUGGUAUUUUUGAGCCUGACACAGGAUUUAUGAUAGGAGAACAUUUUUAACCUACGCAAAAAAACUUUUCGAAAAAUCCAAUGUUGUAAAGCUGACACAAGGAACCUUCAGUAUAGAAAUAACUUCACCGUUUUUGCAGGAAGGAAGAAAAGUUUAACAACGUAUAAAACUUAAUAUUUGUCCCUUGAAUUAUAUUCAUAUCAGACAGGAUGCCUUUGUACAUAUUGAUUUAUCCCCAGUAAACUGGGCUGAGGCUGGAAGAAAAGGAUGAGGUUGUUUGUGCACUGUAAUAAAUGAUAUCAGAAGAGGGAUACAGCAGCAUUCCUUUCAGCAAGUGAGCUAAAGAGCGCUUAGGCUAAUGAUGAACCAACUUUCUACUGAGCCAAUAUCUGAGACUGAAAAAACAGCCAGUCAUUCCUUGGCUCUGCAGCAGUCUUGGAGGCUGUUAUAAACAAACAGAAGCAGGGGAAAAAAAAUCUCCUUUGGGAUGAGCCUAGCCUGAAACAGAUAUUCAUGGUGAGACACUGUUGGAUAGAAGAGGCAGAAAAAGGCAGCAUCAUGACAAUGAAGACAUUUCUACACCCGCUGUAAAGAUUUAGAAGAGUUUAUCCAUGUGGAAACGUGGCCUCCUACCAUAUUGUCCAAGCAGAGAGCAGUGCUGCCAAGCAUCUUCCUGUGUGUAGUUAUUUGCCACAGUUCCCACAGCUAUCAAGGUUUCUUUGUCAGGAUUUUUCCCCCAGAACAUGGAAAAGUUGGAGUAUUGAAUGCUCAUGGACAGGUCUCAGUUCUCCUCUCUUCACCCCUGAUUCAAACCCUGCUGAAGGCAUACCAAGCACUCGUCAGCUUCCAAUAUAUGCAAGAAGGGGAAGGAUGACAGUUUACUGUGGGAGGCAGAUAAUGACCACUCUGUAUUAUCUACAUGUGGGACUCUGAGAUCUUACUGCAUCCAGAAUAAUUGCAAUGAUGUGCAAAUCUGCGCUCACCCACUGCAGCUGUACUUCUGGACUAAAUAUGCGGAAGAAAAGCUGCUUUUUGAAAUUUCACUGAGCUUGGCUACCAGCCCAAUUCUGCAGACUUGGAAGAUUUUCUGUCAUAAUAUUUCUCUGAAUCUAGCUGUGAGAAUAAAUGGCAUGAGGUAUGUUUGGCUCAAGAGUUGAGAGUUUAAAAUUUUUGAAGAAUCUUUCUUGUUUGUUAUGGAGCAAAUCCCACACUUCUUGCUUAGAAGUUCAGGCUUCCUGCUGCUGUGGGGCCCCAUCCGAACAUCUUGACUAAAAAGGAGAAGUGCCCUCCUGUGUGAAUUCUUACGAUCAACAUUUCUGUUCUCAGCUGUACUAAUUACUAUGGCAGAAGUGUUUUCACAGUGGGCAAGGCAGAUUGACGUCAUGGUUAGACCUAGGAAGACAGAAAGGACAAAGCUGCUAAAUACGGUGAAAUUACUUCUUACUUACAUGGCAGCCACCUAAGACUCUGGGCAAGGUUGGGGUGCUUAAAAGAGGCAGAUCAUGAAGAGGAAUGAACCUGUUAGUCUGAGUUCUGCUGAACAUGAAAUAGGUCAAAGUAGAUUAUUUGUACAUUAGCUACUCUAUAUUUUGCUCCAGUCUGCCCAAUAGGAAGUUACUAAGCAUCUUGAGUAUUACUUUUGGAGCUAUAGAAAUUUCUGUUAUCCUUGAUCCUACCUAGCUCUCGCACAGAGGCUCAGAGGUACUAUUACUAGUAGAUUCUUCAAGAUUUGGAGUGGUCAGUUGAAUAUCUUGUUAUUACCACACUUCUCAUAAGAAAGCAUUAAGGAAAAGCUUCUAAUCUGUGAAUUUAGUGUUUUUAUUCUUCUUUGUGGGCAAUGACACUCAUAGACACAGUAGUGCCAUCAGUAUAGCUCACAAGAUAGGCAACUCUGCAGACAUAGCACAAAGAUCCAAAGGGAUCCUCUUCUAGAUAUCCAAGAUCUACAGACCAAGAGGUCUGUAGGGUUGUGACAAAAAUUCAGGCCCAGAAAGCAUCAUCCCAGAAUUUCAGAGCUAUAAGACUCAUCCUAGAUGCUCUCAAGGCUGAUGAAGGAGAGGGGAAGAUUUCUAGGAGACACUCAAAGAACAAAAAUCUCAUGGCUUUGCCUAAGAUGUGUUUGGGUGGUGUCUGCAGAGCAGUUUGUGUUUCUCAUACGAUACCCCAGAAGCACAACAUCUUCAAGGAAAAAACAUCCCCUUUUCAUGAGCCAUGGGACACAGAGUUGGUUUGGGACCUGUGCUCCAAGAGCUUGUGACUCUUGUGCCUUUCAAAAGUCAUCGUUGUCUGGCUUUGGACACUGUAAUGCCUUUUUGCAUUUUUAGACUGUCUCUGGCUGCUGUUACGAAGCCCACCAUGUGAAGUGCACACUUUUUUAAGGAAUGGGAAUGUCAGGAUACAUUUUUCUUCUAUCAAGCAGCACGCUAUAAAAAUAUCUUCUGUAAACAGACAGAAUUUCCAGCCAUAGGUAAGGCCCUUAGUUUCAAUGAAAAUCAGUGUUGUUGCAGUAAUGUAGUAAUGACAUUCUGAGUUACUGUUUUCACAAAUCAUCUGCUUUAAUGAACAAAGCAAACCAACUUUGACCAUUUUGUUCUCAAAUUCUGUCUGAGUAUGCAGUUUCUACAGACCAUCUCAGGAAAUUUUGGACUGUUUCCUACUUCCUUAUCUGCUGUCGGAAGCAGCAUUAUUAUUCUUAUUUAUUUAUGAAGUGAGCAGAGGGAAGAAUUUGAAAUUGCUCUAGCAUUUUUUAUCCUGUUUGUAGAUUGCAGCUUUCAUAGGUAUGCUUUGAGUUAGACGGUAUUUAACAUUUUCAGUUUUGAGGACUGAUCCCUAGUGAAGGUGUUGUGGAGGUCAUUGUUUGUAUUUUAAAUUUACCAACCAGCUGUGAUUUAUCAGAUUAGUCCUUCAACUGGAAGAGUGUGAAUUAUCUUUUCCCAUGUAUAGCUUCUUGGGAACUGAAUGUAUAGUCAUGAAUAUGAGUUCAAAAUCCUCUUGACUGAAGAAUAAGCACCAACAAAAAAUGAAUAAAAGGUUGUGAAAACAAGAAUAUUACAAGCAAAACAUCAUCAAAGAGAGUGUUUUUAAAUAUUAAAGUAAAUAAUUCCGGACAAUUUGGAGUGGAAAUAUCACUUUGUUUAUAGAGAAUCAUAGAAUCACUAGGUUGGAAAGGAUUCAUUAGAUCAUCGAGUCCAACCAUUCCUAACAAUCCCUAAACCAUGGCUCCCAUUUAAACAGGAGGAAAAUGGUAUUGUUAGUCAAAAGCCUAAUGGUGGCCUAAGGACCUCACGGGAGAAAGACAGUGCUGUGCCUUGUUCCGAUACGGGUUUGCAGAAAACACAGAAACUGAAGGGUGAAAGAGCCAUUUCCUUUCUCGCUCCAUGCAGAGCCUAUUCUCAAUGCAAGUGUAAGAGAGCUCUAAUAACACAUUUGAUCCAUAAGUAUAUUCUGGUCAAACCUGGAGGGCAGCAUACACUCUCUUAAAGUACCAAAGCUUGCCCAGCACUAUCUCCUUCCACAGGAAACAGAGACUCAGUGUGGUCCCUUGGGUAGAAGGUGCAAAUAUGACAUUAGUUUUACUAAAUGUGGAGAAAUGAAACUAUAUCGGACACAAGGCUGGUAGUACAGCUUGACUGCAAAGCCAUAUAAAUAAGUCAACCAGGCUCUGGUCUACCAGCUAUUGUACAGAAUGUAUACUCUGAAGUUCUUUGGUGCGUAGCCUGAAGAUUGACGUUCAUCACUUCCCAUGGCUUCAUCACUACUAGAGCAGUAGCCAUGCAAGGCUUGUAAAAGGAUGAGAAGAGGGGAAGCUCCAAAAUGAAAUGUGGAUUAGAAGAUGAAACUCAUCUUCUGGAUACUAUUCUUCUGAGUUUGGCUAGUGACCUGUGAGAGAAGGAGAGAAUUUGGACAGCUGUAAAAUAAGAUGAUUUUGAACACCCUUUUCUGCCCUCAAAAGUUAUCCAGGGUGAUUGAGAUAAGAAAUGAUUCACAGACUGAGAUAAGAAAUGAUUCUUUCACUAGAAAUGAGAUUCUGCUGAAAGAAUACACUGAUUUAUCAGUUGUACUGUAGGACUGCUGCACUAGAGCUACUCUGGAAACUGCUUCAUAUUGUUAAUUUAAUGAAAGAAGCUUCCUUUGUUUCCUACCACCUGCAUGUCUAGAUCAAUUUAGCUUCUAAUUGAAUGUACUUUGUUUGAGAGUAAACUACUCUGAUGUUUCUUCCAUUUUCAUUUUACAGUGUCCUCAGUACUCCUAUCUGUUAAGACAAAUUAGACCAAUUAAUCCUUCAGUGGCCUUGUAUACGCCUGUUUUCACAUUUCGCUUGCAGAACCUACAGUGACAGUUAAAAUAUUUUAUUCACACUUGAGCACUGCCAGUGAUUCUGAUCUUUUCUUACCAGAAACUCUAGAACACCACUGUAUUACAUUUCCUUAGCAUUUUCAAAGUGCUCAUUUUUUUCCAGCAAGUGAUCACAAAGAAAUCUCCUAUAACCUCUCUCUUGUUAUUUCUUUCCUUAAUGAUGUGCAUUGCAGCCUUCGUUCUCCAUUAUCUGGUAUUAAAUUAUAAAUUUUUUAAGCGCAUCUUGUAUAAACUGAGAUGAUAUCUAAUUUCAUUGGUCACGCUGAUGCUAUAAUUCAAGCCACUACACUAGGAAUUAGACCUGGAUUUUGAAGGUGAGGUGGACCUGGAAAACGUAUAAUUUCAUCAGUCUGUAGGGGAACAUCUUUAAGAGAACAAACUACUCUGUACUGAUUACCAUAGUUUCUUAAUACAAGAGAUUAAUCCUGAAUGAAACCAAGCGUUAAUACUCUUGUGGAAGAAUAAGGUGAUAAGAUCAGUAUAUGAGUCUCGCAUGGGAAAUAUUUUGAGAGGGAGCAUUGGAUUAUUGGCAGUAAAUGUGAAAUAUAGCUAUGAACUUGAAGGUCUCUAGUAUCUCAGAAGAGGGGGUUCUUUUGUGCUUGAGAAUAUGCGUACAAGUCCAGGAAGAAAGAUUCUUGGAACUUAAAUGAAAUCAUGGAACACAGAGAUUUCUCUGCUCUUUGAAUAGAGGUGCCAACUCAUUUGAAUUCAUAUGCUUCCAUCCAUUUUUUUAUCACUUAUUUACAUGCAUAGGCACAGACUUUCAGCUGUGCAUCUGUGUUUAAAAAUUCACACAAGAGCCAUGUAUGACUCUGAGCUUGUUUUUGUUAAUAUAUAUAUCAGGCCAGCCAGAAAAAUAGCAAUAAUAUUUCUCCUGCCUGCUCAUUCUUGGAUGUCUCAUUUAAAUAUUUAUGCAACUCUUAUUUUAUUUUUAAAAUAAAACCCUAUGAAAUUAUCUGCCUAGGCUUUCACAAGGACACAAAUCACCAAGCUUCUGCAUUUUUUAUUAACUGUAUCCACAUCAUUUUUGCAGUUGCGGGCUUUCCUGAAUGUGAAGCUGUGCCAUCAUUCAUUUCACUUCAGCAAAGGCAUAACAUCUACAGAAUGGACUCUAGAGUAUAGUCAGCAUUUCUGUCAACACCACCCAUAACAAAAUAGGAAUUGAUUGAAUAUCAGCUUUUUAUAUUUAUAUUUUUAUGUUGUUUAUAUUUUUGUAGAGUUGAUUUACUGUACUACCACACUAAGUUACCUAA